Poecilia reticulata (guppy) is the source of this 1825-nucleotide messenger RNA. It is a transcript of the gene poc5, whose product is annotated as POC5 centriolar protein homolog (Chlamydomonas). The record is from RefSeq and is a predicted model, not a curated record. Gene Ontology annotation, cellular component: photoreceptor connecting cilium. NCBI's taxonomy places the organism in Eukaryota, Metazoa, Chordata, Actinopteri, Cyprinodontiformes, Poeciliidae. Gene Ontology annotation, biological process: eye photoreceptor cell development.
UGACGCUGUUGUUUGGGAGUCUGUUUAUUUGAAACGGCAAAGCAAAGCACUUUACAACUGACGACUCGUUUGAGAUCACGAUGUCGUCAGAGGAUGAAGACAUUCCUGUUCUCCCCAAAGACUCAGACCGAGGCAGCUCUGUGUCUUCUGAUCUUCAGGAUGAGUAUGAGGAGCUCUUCCGCUAUGCUGUUGUCGCCCCCAAAGAUGACCCGCUUUCUGUCGGUCAAGGUCAAAGUUCCGAGAGAACGGAUAAACCAAGCGGACAGAACCUGCACGAUCCUGAAGCAGAUGAGAGGCAAUCCAUCAGAAGUGUAAGAUUGUCACAGGCCUCUUGUCAGACUGAGAGGAUAGCAGGUCCGUCGUCACACAAGACUUCAGUGCGCUCCAAUGCGCCAUCAGUGGAUUUUCAGGCAGCAUCCAAAACAUCAGACAACCAGAAGUCCCAGGAGUAUGCUUUCACUGAGAUGUUUAUCUCCGAAGAGAAUCUGAGCAAAAUGGAAAACAUUCUGGAUACGUGGAGCAACAACCUCAAGUCAAACGUGCUAACCGAGCUCCAGAAGUGGAAGUAUGCCUUCAUGGAGCGGCACAGGAUGGAGAUGAAGAAGGAGGCGGAAAAGCAUGCAGUCCAAAUGGCUGGCCUGAAGUCAGAGCUCAAUACGCUGAAAGGGCUGCUGCGCACCUACGAGACGUCCAACCAGAGAAAGGAUGAGGUGAUCAGGAAUCUGAGCCUGGUGUUGGAGAGGCAAAAAGAGAAGCAGGAAAAGAUGAAAACCUUGACACAGUGGAGACUCCAGCAUGCUGAGGCUAAAGAAGAGGCUCAUGCUGUUAAGGUGGCUCGGCAGCACUACACUUUGCAGCUGAAGAGGAAGGUGUGGCAGGGCUGGCACGGUCUGAUCCAAAGGUACUGGAGGAGUAAGGUGGAGCGAGCGUGCCGUUCCAGGGCCGAGGAGGUCUGCUCCCACCUGUCCGCAGAGUACGAGGUCAAGCUGGCAGAGCAAGCCGAGGCUCUCGAGAAGGCCGAGGCAGAGAUUCAGGGGCUACACGUUGAGCGAGAGCGUUAUGAAGAGUCUAUGAAGAAAGCCUUCAUGAGGGGCGUCUGUGCCCUCAACAUGGAGGCUCUCAACAUGUUCCAGUCCACUGAAACACGAACAGAGCAGCUACCCGCGCAGGAACCACAUGAUCCUUCGCCUGGCCAGGACGAGCGUGGAUCAGCUACGUUGCCUAAGCAUCAGCCGUUUCCCUCUACCUCAAAAAGGUUGAGUCCAGUCCAUUUUGAUCGCUUCGAGCCUAUACAAAGGGAAGCUGAUGAUAUGGUUGGCCACAGAGUCUCCACCUCCCAGGAGGAGAUGCUUCCGUCCGCCACAGUUUUGCACAGCUCUCUGCCAGCAGGGGGCAUCGCGAGCACCCACAAACAGUCUGCUGCUCGGAUUUUGACGGCAGGACAACAGAAACCCUCAAAGACCGUGACGGCUCGCAUCACUGCACGAGCCGAUGUCGGUAAGGUCCCACACGGCGGCCUUCAGGUGAUGGGAGUAGCUCCACCAAUGAGCUCUGUCGUAGUAGAACGCCAUCAUCCUAUUACACAGCUGACGGUCGGACAGGCCAUCGCUUCGAAGUUUCCUCGGCCGUUCCAGCAGAGCCACACGUCCGCUGUGGGCAGAGCGACAUCGCGAACACACACCAGCACAUGCAGCGUCCACUCGAUCAAGGAAGUGGAAUGAUCACCCCCUGGUGCAUUAAAUUUAGUGAUAGCAUUUAAUUUAUUUUAUGCAAAAAUCUUCAUUUGUCUUUUAAACAUUCAUGUAAAGUUUGAUAUCCUACAACA